AUGAAUGCCAUUCGGGUGUCUGCUGCGGAGCUUAUCAUUGAGCCACUUCGGUCGCCCGACGGGUUCUGCGGUCCUCAGCACAACAACGCCGGCUGCGCCGGCACGGAUGCCCAGUGCUGUAAUUCCGAAACGUGGGCCUGCGGCAAUUCGGAGUAUUGUCGCCAUCACCUCUCCGCUAACAUACCGGCCAGAGAGGAUUGUGCGGACGGCACGUGCUACGAGGGGUUAUGCGCCGGCGACAAAGUCUACAGCACUGAUGGCACCUGCGGCAGCGAGCAUGACAACCGGCUCGGCCAAUGUGGCACCGGCGCCGACUUUUGUGGCGAGAGCGUGUGUCAGUCGGGCAACUGUGACUGGUCGUGGCUCAGGCGCACUACGACGGUCACCUCCUCGGUGUCGUCCACAGCGUCGACCACCGUCAGCAGGAGCAGCACGAGCACCAGCACCAGCACCAGCACACGGCCUCUCCCGAUGUUGUCCAGCAGCUGCAGUGACGGAACCGGAGCUGGCGGCCUCGCUGGGCUCUGCUCCUGGGCCUGCUCUCACGGCUUCUGCCCAAACCCCUGUACUUGCACCCCAGGCACGCCAGCCGCCCUGCCGCCCCCGACCGGCGACCGAGGCUACGCCCUGCUGGACCUCCGGGACGAGCCGGGCUUCUCCGACCUGUGCGACUUGGUGUGCUCGUACGCCGCCGACUACUGUCCAGAGCAGGUGUGCACCAAGACCCCCUACAGCACCGUGCAGCAGCCCGGCACCGUCUGCGUGCAGGGCGAGGGCGAGGGCGGCUACGCCGGCUUGUGCAGCUACGCGUGCCGCUACUACGGGUACUGCCCGUCUAGUUCCUGCACCUGCACCCUGUAUGGCGCGGCCAUUCAAGAACCGUCUAUCCUUGGCACCCCGGGCGAGGCCGCACCGGGCGUCGACGACAGCUACGACGACCUGUGCAACUAUACCUGCAACCGCGGUUACUGUCCCACGGAAAGUUUGCGCUUAUUCGACCUAGACUUCCAGGCUUCCAGCUUGCCCAGGUUGUAG
Molecule: messenger RNA, 1035 nt
Organism: Parathielavia appendiculata
Lineage: Eukaryota; Fungi; Ascomycota; Sordariomycetes; Sordariales; Chaetomiaceae
Product: carbohydrate-binding module family 24 protein
Exons: 4
Coding region: 1-1035 (344 amino acids)
Source: RefSeq, a predicted model, not a curated record